AUGGAUCCUCUUGAAGAAUUGUGUGAAGUGAAUCAACGUUUUUUCUCCAUACCAACCCACAUACUAAAAUGCAGAGCCCAACAGCCUUCAAAAACGGUAGAAAUAUUGGCAAUCAUAAUUUCUGCGUUGUGCCAAGACCUUGCAUUGGACCUAAUAGGCAAUAUCAACCAAAUGCAACCUAUUCAGACCCAAUGCCGCAGCACUUCCAACCGAACACAUGCUUCAUGCCUGCUUCAGCCAUCCGUAGAAGGAGCAGCUCAGGACUUCAUAGCCAAGCUCUCAAGUAUUAAACGGGUGUCGCUAAGUAACCGCUUAUUGAAUCUCGGAUUUAGAAAUCAUGUAGGAUAUCGUUUACUAUAA
Messenger RNA from Arctia plantaginis, 360 nucleotides. The record is from the annotation of a GenBank genome assembly. NCBI's taxonomy places the organism in Eukaryota, Metazoa, Arthropoda, Insecta, Lepidoptera, Erebidae.